Molecule: messenger RNA, 885 nt
Organism: Medicago truncatula (barrel medic)
Lineage: Eukaryota; Viridiplantae; Streptophyta; Magnoliopsida; Fabales; Fabaceae
Product: putative F-box/FBD/LRR-repeat protein At1g78760
Exons: 4
Coding region: 1-885 (294 amino acids)
Molecular function (GO): protein binding
Source: RefSeq, a predicted model, not a curated record
AUGCAGCGACAGAAACGGAGACGGAGAAGUUCAAAAGCAUCAUUGACAGUGGCGGAUAAGAUGAGCAGGUUACCUGAUAAUGUUCUUCACUACAUCCUCUCUCUUGUAUCCACCAAAGAAGCAGUUGCUACAAGCAUUCUUUCAAAGAGAUGGAAUAAUCUUUGGCUCUCUCUUCCCAAUAUCGAUUUCAACAACAUCAAAAUCGAUAACAUUGAAUCUAAUUCAAGAUUUAACGAUUCUGUUUACUCUGUUUUAGUCUCUCGAGACACUGCUAUCGGCGGUUCUCAUUUCAUCAACCGUUUCUGCCUCGACGUUCAAUUCUGUAACCCUCAUCUUGAGUAUAAGCGCAGUUAUCCCAAUGUUGUCAAAUGGAUUAACCUUGUUGUUCAACGCAGACUAAAGUAUCUUCGUCUCAAUCUCCGUUUGAGUUAUGAUGAUGAUGAUCUCCAUCUCGACGUAGAUGAUUAUGAUAAUAGCUACUUACCAAAAUUGCCUAUUACAAUCUUCACCUGCAGAACCCUUGUUGGUCAGCCUCAGCCCCCAUAUGAUGAUAUUCCUAUCUUUCAAAAUUUGACCAACUUGGAGCUCUGCAAUAGGUGGCGUUUGGUAGUACAAGUUCUCCACCACUGCCCUAAGCUUCAAAAUCUCAAACUUUACACGGGGUCAUAUGCUGCAAAGAGAAAUGAAGAUGAUCAAGAAAAUUGGGUGGAACCAGAAUUUGUUCCACAAUGCCUUUUAUCACACCUUAGAACUUGCACUCUUCAGUUCUUUAUGACUUGUGAUUUGCGAGAUGCUUACGAUUGGGAUAUUAAGAACCAAUGUGUUAGAUUAAGGGCUGUGACUGUGAUCUGGGCUACAAAAUCAAGGUUUGUGAUGUUUCUGUGA